Messenger RNA from Gadus macrocephalus (Pacific cod), 960 nucleotides. It is a transcript of the gene pard3ba, whose product is annotated as par-3 family cell polarity regulator beta a. Gene Ontology annotation, molecular function: phosphatidylinositol binding. The transcript has 4 exons. Gene Ontology annotation, cellular component: apical plasma membrane; cell cortex; apical junction complex. The record is from RefSeq and is a predicted model, not a curated record. Lineage: Eukaryota; Metazoa; Chordata; Actinopteri; Gadiformes; Gadidae. The coding region runs from base 397 to 819 and encodes 140 amino acids. Gene Ontology annotation, biological process: microtubule cytoskeleton organization; establishment of cell polarity; establishment or maintenance of epithelial cell apical/basal polarity.
AGCGCUUCCGGGUCUGUGCUCUGCCUGCCUUUGUAUGUGUGUGUGUGUGCGGUUUGUUUGGGUGUCACCACAGGGUGCCGUCAGCACAUAACUCCUUCUAAUAGUCCCUACCUCUAUCUGUUUCAAACACUCCGGGUCCCAAGAUGGACUUUCCCUUGUCCUCUGACAUCACCCGCGUGACUUCAAAACAAACCAGACGGGUUUCGUCCCCGUGAUUUCCACCGGUAGAGACACCUGUUGCACCAGUUCCGCGUUCAGGAGAGGAAGGCGGACUACUACUACUGCUGCUCGGCGGGACAGGUGCACCUCUCGUCCCCCAACCCCCCGGACGGCUUUGGAUUGUACGCUGUCAACGUGUUAAUAGGAAUAUAUAUUGGACUUUUAUUGUGAAGCGCCAUGAAAGUGACGGUAACUUUCGGAGACACGGCGGUCGUUGUCCCGUGCAAGGAUGGCUGGACGGUGCGGGAUGUGACCGAUCAAGCCACGCGCAGAUACCGGAAGAUCUUAGAGAAGGCUCAGCAUUUGGAGUAUGUGGUCAGGAUCCAUCACGUGGAGUACGAUGAGGGCGGGAUCCUGGACAUGGACGACCCAAUCACAGACCUGUUGGAGGACAAGGACCGGCUGGUGGCUGUGUUUGAGGAGGAGCCGCGAGGCAGGGGCCUCCAGUCCCGAAGGCAGCGUCGCCUCCAAUGGCACGCUAGUCCCGCCCCGUUCCUGGAGCCCCUCCAAUACAACUCGCACUCAUGCCGCAGCAGCCAAUCAGAGCGGAGAUCGAGGUCAACGAAGCCGUGCUCAAAAGCAACACUCCUCUUCUGGUGAGGAGCAGCAGUGACUCAGCAUUGGCUCCGCCUCUGGAAGUGAUGGCCCCGCCCCCACAUGAAGACCUCGGAGCACCUGACGCGGUAGGAGCCUUUUUGUUUUGACAUUUUCCCGCAAUAUUCUGAAUUUCAGUUGGUCGUU